Molecule: messenger RNA, 1876 nt
Organism: Ostreobium quekettii
Lineage: Eukaryota; Viridiplantae; Chlorophyta; Ulvophyceae; Bryopsidales; Ostreobiaceae
Source: the annotation of a GenBank genome assembly
AUGGCAGCGCUAAAGGAUCUGACCUUUGCCCUUGGUGUUGAUCCCAAGCUAAAGGUCUCGGCAACGGACGCGGCUGAAGCGAUUGGCAUGUUGGCACGCAACGGCCUGGAAGUUACUGAGAUUCUCGAUGGGGCGGCACGUUCCACGGUAUUGCUGGCCAACUCAACCGGCGCGGAGUUUGGUACCGCUGCCGACAUUGCCACCGAUGCGAUGGCCAUCUUUGGAAUUCAAGCCAACGAGAUGGCAUCCGCAGUGAAUGGCAUUACCUCCGUUGUCAAUGGCUCCAAGUUUGACAUCAACGACUAUCGGUUGGCGUUGGCUCAGGCCGGUGGUGUGGCUGGGGCCUCCGGUGUCGAGUUUGAUGACUUCAAUACGGUAAUUGCUUCGAUUGCACCGCUCUUCGCGUCGGGUUCGGAUGCGGGGACAUCAUUCAAAACGAUGUUACAGCGCCUGAUUCCACAGAGCGACGGCGCGGCCGUUCUGAUGCGGGAACUGGGCUUGUUCACGGGGCUGACCAACAAGGAGUAUGAAAAGGGCAAGACUCUGAUUGCCAAGUAUCAAAAGCAGUUGGCUGACCUGGAUCCAGAGAGUAAGAAUUAUGCCAAGCGCAGUGAAGAGCUGAAUCAGAAGAUUAGCGUCCUCAGUUCAUCGGUGAAAGUGGGACAGAAUGCCUUCUUUGACAUGCAUGGCAACUUGAAGGAUGCGGCGUCGAUUGCUGGUCUACUUAACCAGGCACUGGGUGAUCUCUCUGAGGAGCAACGGAAUAACGCUCUGUCGACCAUUUUUGGCACCGAUGCCAUGCGCGCCGCAGCGGCAAUGGCUGCGUUUACCGAAGAAGAGUUCCGCAACCUCAAAGCGACGAUGGGCAAUACCGAUGCCGAGCAGUCAGCGGCAAUCCGCAUGGACAACCUUGCCGGUGACAUGGAAGUCUUCAGGGGGGUAGUCGAGACUACGCGUUUACAGAUCGGAGAACAAUUUGAACCUGCCCUGCGCACCGUCUUCCAAACGGCUACGACCCUGCUGAAUGACUUUAACCCUGCCAUUGUGAACUUUGCCGGUAACGUGGCAACGGCGCUUGAUGGUGCCGUUAAGCGCAUUGCUAACGCAAAGACACAGUUUGACUUCCUGGCCAGCAGCGGCAAUGUGGUCGGUGGGAUCCUGGCUGGGCUGGGCACGGCGACAGGGGCGGUGGUAGAUGUGCCGAUUGGUGCAAAGGUCGUCAGCGUUGAUUGGGGCGGGUUGCAGGCUUCCUUUAAUAAUGCAACGAAAGACUUGAGCAUCACUGUUGCUGACUUUGUUACAGGCACCUUCAAUCUCAAUGAUUACACCACGACCAUUCAGAUCGGCGACUUCUUCACCGGUACCUUUUCACCAGCAGAUUUUGGUUUCAGCAUGGCUAUCGGCGAUUUCUUCACCGGUACGGAGGUAGGCACCGAUGGCAAAAUUAAAUUUACGCUAAAUGAGACAGAUUUCACCUUUGACCUGGGAGCGCUCAAGACGCAAAUUGAAAGCCAAUUAGGAUUGAUAGCCGGUGCGAUCACGCUGGGAGUCACCUCCAUCCAGGGCGCUUACAUCGAGGGUGGUGCUCUGGGCGUGUUGACGAAAAUUGCAUCUGAGCUUGCCACUGGCGUGUCUGCGCUGGGUGAGAUUGAAGUCACCUUUGAUCUGAGUGGUGUCAAAGAUACCAUCAUUGCCCAAUUGAAUCUGCUCAAGACUGGAUUGCUGGUAGGAGCUAUCGGUCUCAACUUCAACAGCGUAACCACAAAGGUUAAAGAGUCCAUUGCAGCUAUUCCCGAAAAGGUAAAAACAGCCCUUACCACGGCGGAGGCAUUCGACUUCUCCGGUGUGGCCAGUGAGAUAGCGACCAAGAUCCAAG